AUGCCAUCCAUUCUGGCAGCCAGCCGGAAGCGUCGACAGUCAUCAAAAGCCAGCCUCCCAACGACCAGAGGGAAUACGGGUUCUCGAUCUUCCAAAAUACCUAGACUGAAUCACCUUCUCUACGAUGGAACAAGCUCCAGGUCAAUCGAAUCCGUCGGCACCAGUCACUCUAAGGCCAGCGUCAAGACUCAUAUCAAGAGAGGGGUUACAAAUAUCAAAACAAUCCUGAGACUGGGAGACAAACACAGUGCUACCACACUGCAGCCGCAGGCUUGCUCCGCCUCUGCACAGAGCUCGACGACUAGUUAUCUUCUCCAGAAUGAUUCCACGGCCACGACGCUUUGUCCGCCAUUGACAAUCACAUUGACCGGCAUGAAUCCUGCAGAUAGGACAACUGCCUCGCCCACCAUGAACAGUGCACGAACAAGCCCUGGACCUCGUGCUCUGCAAGAUCCCGAGGUCGCGGCCGAUAGGUCUUCCAAUCGAGACGGUCGUGACAUACGUCGGAGCCAAUCUCUUCCUGGUUUGCAUCAUGCAAUUGCACAAAAGUUUCAUCAGACGUUCAUUCACUCAACUGUGGUGAAAAGGACCGAGUUGCGAUCACGUCCAAGUUUACAAAUGUUUGCGGUAGACGCAGCACGGAUUGACAGAGAUCUGCAGUCAUCCACAACUUCUACCCUCAACAGUGUUUGGGGUUCAACACCCGAAAGGGUCUCAUCUAGCCAGGUGACAUCUAUUCCUAUCACCACUACCUCCGGCUUGACCUAUCUAGGGAGUCUGGAUUCAUAUAAUAUCGAUCGCCACUCAUACGCUUCAUGCGCCCGGCUCUUGGCUCCUAUUCCGGAGAUCAGUGUAUCUCCAAGUAUUACCAUCAAGACCGUUGAAUCUGCUGCUGCGGCCAAAGCUUUCUUUGAGAUGCAUUUCAAUUCCUUGCUCAAGGAGAUAUCUGGAAGAUCACGCCGACGAUGGCAAUUAGAGCUCAAACUCAACGAACUCCAUUUUCCCACCAGCAGUCAGUAUCGAGCCAAGAGAGCAUGGGAGCAGGCAGAGAGUCAGAAUCUCAGACAGAGCCGAAUACUUAAGAAUACCACCAAUUCUUCAAAAGCCACUCGAGGGAUCCAUAUUGGUGGCUUUGAGGUCAUCAGUAUUCUUGGUAAGGGAAGCUUUGGUGUUGUCCGUCUUAUCAAAGGGACGCCUGAGAUUGAGGCAAUUCAGAAUGAGGCUACACACGGCGAGGGCAAUUCAGAGCAUAAGCCUUCUCGGCUCAGCCUAAAGACUUCACCAAUGCGACGACCAGGUUCAUUUCCUAAGAACAGAAGUCAAGUAGCUCAGGAGAAGAGAGAAGUUUUCGCAAUGAAAGUCAUUCGGAAGUCUGACAUGAUUCGAAACGCUCAAGAAGGACAUAUCCGGGCUGAGCGAGACUUCUUGGUUGCCGCCGAAGGGUCAAAAUGGGUUAUCCCUUUGAUCGCCGCCUUUCAAGACUACAAGCAUUUGUACCUUGUGAUGGAAUAUUGCAUUGGAGGCGACUUUCUAGGACUCCUCAUACGCAAGAAUGUUCUCACCGAGGACGCCACCAGGUGGUAUGUUACCGAGAUGAUCCUCUGCGUCGAGGAAGCCCAUCGGUUGAGAUGGAUCCAUCGUGACGUGAAGCCCGACAAUUUUCUUAUUGGCCUUGAUGGACACUUGAAGAUAUCCGACUUUGGUCUCGCCUUCGACGGAGACUGGAGCCACGAUCAAAAGUUCUACCAAAACAAUCGGCGCUCACUACUCGAACGAUUAGGGAUUGACAUCGAAGGCGAUGAGCAAGACAAGCAGGAACGAGAAUUUGGACAGUACUCGGUCGGGGCUUCACCGUCGGCCCAACAACUACUGCCUCUCGAGGGUAAAUCAGAGUCCAAGGACGAACCGUGUCUCAAUGAGCCAAUCCUCGACUGGCGCAAUCGUGCUCAACGGCGACGUCUAGCGCGGUCUGUGGUCGGCACAUCUCAAUACAUGGCUCCGGAAGUCAUUCGGGGCGAAUUAUACGAUGGUCGAUGUGAUUAG
Molecule: messenger RNA, 2043 nt
Organism: Exophiala spinifera
Lineage: Eukaryota; Fungi; Ascomycota; Eurotiomycetes; Chaetothyriales; Herpotrichiellaceae
Exons: 1
Coding region: 1-2043 (680 amino acids)
Biological process (GO): intracellular signal transduction; peptidyl-serine phosphorylation
Molecular function (GO): ATP binding; protein serine/threonine kinase activity
Source: RefSeq, a predicted model, not a curated record